AAAGCUGGGUAUCUUAGGAUGUAGGAUUCAAGACUACUUUAUACCCUUUCUCUGAAGGAUUUAUAAAAGAACAACCUGUCAAAUAAAAAUAGUUAAGAGAAAGUCACAAGAGGCUUCUGAAAUGAAUUUCUUUCCUUGAAGACUCCCAUAGUUCUUAUAUACAGAGGAAAAAAACAGUUAAAAUGAGAAUAACUGAAAGCAAUUUUCUCCACAAACACAGUGGUACUUUUGAGACAGAGACACAUACAGAGAGAGAGACACACACAGAGGAAUUACAAGAAAUAGACAAUGGUUUGUGAAGCGGCUAAAAACAAAACAAAAUGAAACAAAAACAAAACGAAACAAAAAACCCCAACAUUAGCCAAGAAAUCAGAGUAAAUCAGGAAGUACAGCAGAUGAGGGUGGAUCCCCAAACCAAGUAUACAGAAUGAAAUAUAGUGAAUGUUUGAAAAGCUAUUGUGUGCUGUGCUUGACCUUAAGGAACAUAUAAAUAUAGGUGGAGAUAAAGGUGGAAGAUAAAGGGUGGAAGUUGAAGAGGCACAGAUUACUUUACAAUGCUGCUUAGCAGGACUUCAAACCUGAGUGCUUGGAAACUACUGGUAAUGAUGAUGUAUGUAUUGGCUGCUUUGAUCAUUUUGAUAGUUUCUAAAAACUUCUCAAAGUUCUGGCCUAAACUGGACUUUCCCAUUUCUAUAUAUCACUGCAAUGCUUCAAGGAUACCCUUGUGUCCUAAAUUAUCAAUCAAACAAACAAAUAUUGACUUGAAAAUAAACAAAAUAAAAAAACAACUAGACCAGCUCAUCCCACACAGGCCAUUCUCUCAUGUCAACACCACCACAAGUGCAGCCCACAGUGUGGUCAGAAUCAUCAAUCCUAAAACCACUUACUGCACAGCAGAUAAGCUAGAUAUUUUGUUGGAGGUGAGAGACUAUUUGGGACAAAGAAAAAAAUAUGGAGGGGACUUCUUAAGGGCUAGGAUUUCUUCUCCAGAUCUGAAGGCAGGAGCUUCAGGAAAAGUGACUGAUUUCAACAAUGGCACCUACCUUGUCAGCUUCACUUUAUUCUGGGAAGGCAGAAUCUCUGUCUCUCUUCUGCUUAUCCAUCCUAGUGAAGGGGUGUCUGCCCUAUGGAGAUCAAGGAAUAAUGGCUAUGAUAAGGUGAUUUUCAUAGGCUAUUUUAUCAAUGGCACAUCCCAGGUCUUCACUGAAUGUGGUCUGCUUCUCAAUACAAGUGCUGAACUAUGCCAGUACCUGGAUCACCGAGAUCAAGAAGCUUUCUACUGUGUGAAACCUCCACAAGUGUCCUGUGAUGCAUUGGCCCAACUAAAAUCUAAGAAUAGGGAAGUUUCCUAUCUUAGCAUCCUAGAGAAAAGCCUCUUUAACAGGUUCAACACAGAGAUGGAGAUUUUGAACAGUUUUGAUUCCAUCAGUGUCUCAGUGUGUAACAAGCAAACAAUAUCAUUAAAAGGGAAAUGCAAACCUGGGAUGUGGUCCCCAGUCCCCACUGGCUAUGUCUGGAAUAACACAUGGAAUCUGGUCUCCUGCAAUUUGUCUCAUUUCUACACUGAGACCCAAAUGAAUGUUUGCUUGAAGGGAAAGCUCAUUUAUAUCCUGGGAGACUCCACGACCCGUCAGUGGAUGGAAUACUUCACAAAGAACAUCAGAACACUGAAGUCUGUUGACCUUCAUGGAUUUGGGAAACUUCGUCGUCAACUUGUUGUGGACUUGGAAAGGAAGAUAUACAUUCAGUGGCAGAGACAUGGAUACCCUUUGAUUGGCUCAAGUAGCUAUUCAGCAAAAGAAAAUGAGUACCUUGCCCGUGUCAUUGACAGAAUAGCAGGAGACAAAAAUACCAUUAUUGUCUUUUCUCUGGGUCAGCACUUUAGGUUUUUCCCCAUUGACAUCUUUAUCCGACGGGCCAUCAAUGUCCACAAUGCCAUUGAGCGUUUAUUCCAGAGAAGCCCAGAGACAAGAGUAAUCCUCAAGGGUGAAAAUACCAGGAAUAUUAAUAAUGAUCCUGAGCGACUUAGUGACUUUCAUGGCUAUGUGCACUCUCUGGUUUUGAAAGAUAUCUUCCAAGAUCUUGAUGUGAGUAUUAUUGAUGCCUGGGAUAUGACUAUUGCCUAUGGUACCAAUGAUGUCCACCCACCUGAAUAUGUGGUUGAAAAUCAGAUUAAAAUGUUCUUAAACUAUAUUUGCUAAAACAAACAAAUAAACAAAAACCA
Molecule: messenger RNA, 2224 nt
Organism: Sarcophilus harrisii (Tasmanian devil)
Lineage: Eukaryota; Metazoa; Chordata; Mammalia; Dasyuromorphia; Dasyuridae
Gene: NXPE4
Product: neurexophilin and PC-esterase domain family member 4
Exons: 6
Coding region: 555-2201 (548 amino acids)
Source: RefSeq, a predicted model, not a curated record